This is a messenger RNA of Lotus japonicus, 462 nucleotides long. RefSeq names its product 40S ribosomal protein S30-like. Gene Ontology annotation, molecular function: structural constituent of ribosome. Bases 171 to 302 code for a protein of 43 amino acids. Gene Ontology annotation, cellular component: cytosolic small ribosomal subunit; ribosome. The transcript has 3 exons. The record is from RefSeq and is a predicted model, not a curated record. Gene Ontology annotation, biological process: translation. Lineage: Eukaryota; Viridiplantae; Streptophyta; Magnoliopsida; Fabales; Fabaceae.
ACGAGGCCCAAGCAUGGGCCUCAUGGUGAAACAUGAGUGCAAACCUUCAACCCUUCCAACCCAAGUAGAUCAUCUCUCAUCCUUCGUCUAGGGUUCUGCUUGUGCAAGUGCAACUGAACGUAACAAAGAGGCAAAGAGAGAAAGAGAAGCAUCAAUUCAUCAAAAUCAAAAUGGUCGCAAAGCAAGACAAGAAGAAGAAGCCUCGUGGACGCGCUCACAAGCGCAUGCAACACAAUCGCCGAUUCGUCACCGCCGUGGUGGGAUUUGGUAAGAAGCGUGGACCAAACUCAUCUGAGAAGUGAGGAAAAUGCUUCAUUGGAGGUUGUUUUUUUGUUAGCUUUUGUAAUUUGUUGCUUAUGUUUUAUCUUGAUUGAUGAAAUGAAAGUUAGAAGUUUUUUAUUAUGGAAAAAUGAACAAGUUUUGUUUUACUAUUUAAUAUUGAAGAUAUGUUUCUUCUCUAAA